AUGGAGUACUCUACUCAACUUGUCGUUCCAAAGAUUGAAAACCCAUUUGAUGUUGAUUGGCUUUUCCAUGAAAAACAAUCUGAAAACCUAUCAUCAUGGGCACUAGAUUUUUCACCAUUCGAUCAAUAUCAGACGUUCAUUGAGGCAAAUUACUCAUCACUUGUUCCAUUUUCAUACCAAAAUGACCAACUUCCUCGUAUUGAUUUCAAAAGCUUUGAAGAUUUUGACAGUGGGUUUUCCCUUGAAAAUGCUUUUUCACAUUUUGAAGAACCCAUCAAAAGCUUUGAGGAUUUUGAUGGUGGGUUUUCCCUAGAAAAUGCAUUUUCACAUUUUGAAGAACCCCUCAAAAGCUUUGAAGAUUUUGAUGGUGGGUUUUCCCUAGAAAAUGCACUUUCACAUUUUGAAGAACCCAACAUGGUUGAUGAAAAGCCUCAAACAGACAAUAUGGUCCUUGCUUCUUUUAGUCAUCAUAGUAAUUACCCUGUUCAUGAAAAUAUGAAAAGUAGUCCUUAUGAGGAUGAGAAUGUUGGGUACGAAGUUUCAAGGUUGAUGAUUGAUAGAGAGAUGUUUGGAAUUCAUGAAAAUAUCAAAAAUAGUCCUUAUGAGGAUAAGAAUGUUGGGUAUGAAGUUUCAAGGUUGAUGAUUGAUAGAGAGGUAUUUGGAAGUUUGGUAAAGAAAAAUCAUGAUGAAGAGGAAGUUAUUAUGUCAUGCAGAGGCAAUAGUAAUAAUAAGAGCAAGAAAAAGAAGGUUGUUGAGUUAGAAUUGGAUGUCAUUCAAAAGUACUUUAAUGUACCAAUCAAAGAAGCUGCAAUGGAGUUGGGAAUUGGAGUAACAAGAUUGAAGAAACGAUGCCGUGAACUUAACAUCAUGAGGUGGCCUCACAGAAAGCUCAAGAGCUUGAAGUAUCUUUUAAAGAAUGUCAAGAAAAUGGGUUUGAGUAGUAAUGAGAUAAUGAUGUUGGAAGAGCAACAAAGGCUCGUGGAAGAGGCUCCUGACAUGGAAUUGACUGAGAGAGCCAAAAAGCUGAGACAGGCUUGUUUUAAAGCUAAUUACAAGAGUAAGAGAUCUCUAGCAGCCGCAGCUCAUCGAUCCUAGUACUACUACUGCUUUGCUUAAUUGACUUUCAUUGCUUGGAUUUUUCUAUAGAUAAUUACAGGCACAAAGUUAAAACCACAGAAGAUAUUUUGAACCAAAUUGAACAGUACUAAUCUUCUCAUAGCUAGGACUUCUUCUUGUUUGGAUUACUGAGAUGGAUUACAGUA
Messenger RNA from Humulus lupulus (European hop), 1262 nucleotides. Its product is annotated as protein RKD4. The transcript has 3 exons. The coding region runs from base 1 to 1095 and encodes 364 amino acids. Gene Ontology annotation, molecular function: DNA-binding transcription factor activity. The record is from RefSeq and is a predicted model, not a curated record. Lineage: Eukaryota; Viridiplantae; Streptophyta; Magnoliopsida; Rosales; Cannabaceae.